Closterium sp. Naga37s-1 is the source of this 1710-nucleotide messenger RNA. NCBI's taxonomy places the organism in Eukaryota, Viridiplantae, Streptophyta, Zygnematophyceae, Desmidiales, Closteriaceae. The record is from the annotation of a GenBank genome assembly.
AUGGUUGCAUGGGCGGGGAUGAGUGCAUGGGCGGGGAUGGUUGCAUGGGCGGGGAUGGUUGCAUGGGCGGGGAUGGUUGCAUGGGCGGGGAUGAGUGCAUGGGCGGGGAUGGUUGCAUGGGCGGGGGAUGGUUGCAUGGGCGGGGAUGAGUGCAUGGGCGGGGAUGGUUGCAUGGGCGGGGAUGAGUGCAUGGGCGGGGAUGGUUGCAUGGGCGGGGAUGGUUGCAUGGGCGGGGAUGAGUGCAUGGGCGGGGAUGGUUGCAUGGGCGGGGAUGGUUGCAUGGGCGGGGAUGAGUGCAUGGGCGGGGAUGGUUGCAUGGGCGGGGAUGAGUGCAUGGGCGGGGAUGGUUGCAUGGGCGGGGAUGGUUGCAUGGGCGGGGAUUGCAUGGGCGGGGAUGGUUGCAUGGGCGGGGAUGGUUGCAUGGGCGGGGAUGGUUGCAUGGGCGGGGAUGAGUGCAUGGGCGGGGAUGGUUGCAUGGGCGGGGAUGAGUGCAUGGGCGGGGAUGGUUGCAUGGGCGGGGAUGGUUGCAUGGGCGGGGAUGGUUGCAUGGGCGGGGAUGGUUGCAUGGGCGGGGAUGAGUGCAUGGGCGGGGAUGAGUGCAUGGGCGGGGAUGAGUGCAUGGGCGGGGAUGAGUGCAUGGGCGGGGAUGGUUGCAUGGGCGGGGAUGAGUGCAUGGGCGGGGAUGGUUGCAUGGGCGGGGAUGGUUGCAUGGGCGGGGAUGAGUGCAUGGGCGGGGAUGGUUGCAUGGGCGGGGAUGAGUGCAUGGGCGGGGAUGAGUGCAUGGGCGGGGAUGGUUGCAUUGGCGGGGAUGAAUGCAUGGGCGGGGAUGGUUGCAUGGGCGGGGAUGGUUGCAUGGGCGGGGAUGGUUGCAUGGGCGGGGAUGGUUGCAUGGGCGGGGAUGAGUGCAUGGGCGGGGAUGGUUGCAUGGGCGGGGAUGAGUGCAUGGGCGGGAUGGUUGCAUGGGCGGGGAUGAGUGCAUGGGCGGGGAUGGUUGCAUUGGCGGGGAUGAGUGCAAUGGGCGGGGAUGAGUGCAUGGGCGGGGAUGGUUGCAUUGGCGGGGAUGAGUGCAUGGGCGGGGAUGGUUGCAUGGGCGGGGAUGAGUGCAUGGGCGGGGAUGAGUGCAUGGGCAGGGAUGAGUGCAUGGGCGGGGAUGAGUGCAUGGGCGGGGAUGAGUGCAUGGGCGGGGAUGAGUGCAUGGGCGGGGAUGGUUGCAUGGGCGGGGAUGGUUGCAUGGGCGGGGAUGAGUGCAUGGGCGGGGAUGAGUGCAUGGGCGGGAUGGUUGCAUUGGCGGGGAUGGUUGCAUGGGCGGGGAUGGUUGCAUGGGCGGGGAUGAGUGCAUGGGCGGGGAUGGUUGCAUGGGCGGGGAUGAGUGCAUGGGCGGGGAUGGUUGCAUGGGCGGGGAUGGUUGCAUGGGCGGGGAUGAGUGCAUGGGCGGGGAUGGUUUGCAUGGGCGGGGAUGGUUGCAUGGGCGGGGAUGAGUGCAUGGGCGGGGAUGAGUGCAUGGGCGGGGAUGGUUGCAUGGGCGGGGAUGAGUGCAUGGGCGGGGAUGGUUGCAUGGGCGGGGAUGAGUGCAUGGGCGGGGAUGGUUGCAUGGGCGGGGAUGAGUGCAUGGGCGGGGAUGAGUGCAUGGGCGGGGAUGAGUGCAUGGGCGGGGAUGAGUGCAUGGGCGGGGAUGAGUGCAUGGGCGGGGAUGAGUGCAUGGGGGGAUGA